AUGUCAGAUCCCGCUCCAACACUCAUGUCUGACUUGCCCGAAGGGCACGUGGUUUCGUUUUCGCGACUGAGAACACUACGGCAAGAAGCGCGCCGGAUCGCCGAAUGGUUUGAGGAGCAUACCGAUGGCAAUCAGUGGAUUGUGGUGCUUGGUUUGUCAACACCAAUAAUUGAAACCCUCACAACCGACCGCGACGCACUCAACGGUGUCACCUAUCGAUUCCAGUGGGAGGGCACAACUGGCCUCAUCAAGGUCGUCCCCAAAGGACAGCAUGAGAUCGUUACAAGUCAGAUCGUUGCGGUAGUUCGCGAUGAACUUAGGGCCAUGGGCCUCCCCCGUAAAGAGGUGAUUUGGGUCCGAUCUACAACCUACCGCUCUGGAACAAGCAAGGGAAAAGAAGCUGACGAUGCCUAUCCGCCCCCCUCUCGUCACGCACGACCCAUUGAAAACGCAGGCUACCCAUCACUUGUCAUCGAAACAGGCGUGUCGGAAUCGCUUGGCCGACUUCGUCAGAAUGCACGCAAAUGGUUCGCGGAUUCCGAGGGUGACGUCCGGAUCGUCAUCCUUAUCCAUGUGAAAGAUAAUAUCGUGUCCUUCGGGCAGUGGCAGUUGGCCCCGAGUACUGCACCCCGCCCGCUAACCAAGAGAUACAUCGAGACCCUCUGCGCACAAACCCCUAAUAUUCCACCGCUAACCGGACAGCCGGCACAACUUCAGCAAGUCUACUGUGCCAAUCAAGUUGAUAUCAUCAGAAACUUCGUUGCGGGAAUGCCGAAUGUUAUAGAUGGGUCUCCUAUGGUCCUCCCGUUCAUUGCAAUCCAAGAUCGUCCCCCAGGUCCAGGAGAGGGGGACAUUGUGAUAGGGCCGCAAGAAUUCGAAGAGAUAGCAGACUUGUUGUUCUGA
Penicillium egyptiacum is the source of this 903-nucleotide messenger RNA. NCBI's taxonomy places the organism in Eukaryota, Fungi, Ascomycota, Eurotiomycetes, Eurotiales, Aspergillaceae. The record is from the annotation of a GenBank genome assembly.